Molecule: messenger RNA, 2990 nt
Organism: Selaginella moellendorffii
Lineage: Eukaryota; Viridiplantae; Streptophyta; Lycopodiopsida; Selaginellales; Selaginellaceae
Product: 4-alpha-glucanotransferase DPE2
Exons: 21
Coding region: 32-2959 (975 amino acids)
Biological process (GO): carbohydrate metabolic process
Molecular function (GO): 4-alpha-glucanotransferase activity; starch binding
Source: RefSeq, a predicted model, not a curated record
GGGAAAUGUCCUCCAUUCACCGCGCGACGCGAUGGAUGCGCCAGGGAUGGAUUCCUCGCGCGCGAUCGAUCGAGAGAGGGCGAUGAUCGGCGCCAGGGCAGCGGAGCCGCGGCGCGUCAAUCUGCGCUUCCGGAUUCCAUAUUUCACGCAAUGGGGCCAGAAUCUCAUCGUCACAGGUUCGCAUUCCUCUCUCGGCAGCUGGAAUCUCCACCAUGGACUGGCGAUGGUUCCACACCACGACGAGGAGCUCGGCGAGCUGGUCUGGACCGCGCAGCUGCCCGUGCGCGAGGGAUUCCAGGCGAGCUACUCGUAUUGCGUUGUGGAUGAUAAGCGCAAUGCGGUCAGGAGGGAGGCUGGAAAUCCCCGGAGCUUUGUUCUUCCGGAUGGAAUUCCCAGUGGCAGCAUUGUUGAUCUAUAUGAUCUCUGGCAGGAAGGCUGUUCUCCAGAGAGUUUGCUGUCACGCAGUGCUUUCCGUGACGCGAUUUUUAGAAACUCCAAGUCUAGUAGCACUUGUGAGGAGACUGGUACUCCCUUUACCGGCAGCUAUGGCGCCGAGCUCCUCAAAGAUCGUGGAAAAAUUGGUGUCUGCUUUGAGCUCAGUUGUUCCAUCUUAGAGAAUGGGCAAGUUGUUUACGUUACUGGAAGUUCGAGUUCUCUUGGAAGCUGGGACUAUGAAUCAGCACUUAAGCUUACGAGAACGGGCGAUUCAAGCUGGCAUGGCUGCUGUGCAAUCGAUAAACAAGACUUUCCCGUGAAGUACAUCUACUUUCUGAAAGAUCUCCGUGGAGAAGUGACGUGCGAGCUUGGCGAUGGCCGCAAGUUGUCACUUGAUUCUACAUGGAGAAAACCAUCUUCCCUGAUUAUAGUAUCGGAUGGACAUUUCAAGGGUGAUCUGUGGAGAGGUGCUGGCCUUGCCAUCCCUGUGUUUUCAAUAAGGACGCAUGCGGACGUUGGAGCGGGCGAGUUUUUGGACCUGAAACUGCUUGUGGAUUUAGCAGUGAAGUCUGGAUUGAGGCUUCUACAGUUGCUACCAGUUAAUGAUACUUCCGUGCACGGGAUGUGGUGGGACUCGUAUCCAUACAGCUCACUUUCAGUAUUCGCUCUACACCCGCUUUAUUUGAGCUUGGAAGCCAUGACUGAAAGAUUGCCUCAAGAACUCCAGGACGAGAUUUCCCAAGCAAGAAAGAAGCUCGAUCUAAAGGUUAGCCUGACUUUAGUUUACUCAGUUAUUGACUGUCUCCAAAUGCAGGAUGUUGACUAUGAAGGAACCAUGAAGACAAAGCUGUCUAUAGCUAAAAAGAUUUUUCACAUAGAAAAAGAAGCCGCAUUUAAUUCCUCAAAGUUUAAGACUUACUUUGACGAAAAUAAGCACUGGUUAGAACCAUUUGCUGCUUUUUGCUUUUUGCGUGACCUUUUCGACACCGCUGAUCAUUCUCAAUGGGGCCGCUUUUCAACAUUUUCGCCUGAAAAGCUAGAAAAGCUUGUGUCUCCUUCUUCUGACCAUUACAACUUGAUCUCUUUCACAUACUUUCUUCAGUAUCAUCUUCAUUCUCAGCUCACUGAAGCGUCUGAGUACGCUCGAAACAAUGGCGUUGUUUUGAAAGGAGAUCUUCCCAUUGGUGUCGAUAGAAACAGUGUGGAUACAUGGGUGUUUCCCACAUUGUUUCGAAUGAAUACAUCGACGGGUGCUCCUCCAGACUAUUUCGAUAAGAACGGGCAAAACUGGGGAUUUCCUACUUACAACUGGGAAGAAAUGUCCAAAGAUAACUUUGCAUGGUGGAGAGCUCGUUUAACUCAGAUGUCCAAGUACUUCACGGCUUACAGGAUUGAUCACAUUCUAGGAUUUUUUCGCAUCUGGGAGCUGCCUGCGCACGCUGUUACAGGUCUUAUGGGCAAGUUUCGACCGUCGCUUCCAUUGACGCAGGAAGAGCUGGAAGCACAAGGAAUUUGGGAUUUCAAUCGUCUUAGCGAACCAUACGUUCGAUGUCAUACUUUGCAAGCAAAAUUUGGAGACGCGUGGUCUGAGAUUGCGUCCAAGUAUUUUGAUGAGUACGAACAUUUGUGCUACAAGUUCAAGAAAGAGCACGAUACAGAAAGGAAAAUUCUUGGAGCUGUUAGUCAACUUGAAGAUUCGAAAAAGCAGGAACAAAUCAAGGGUGCAUUGUUCGACCUUCUACGUGACGUUGUCUUGAUGAGGGACCCAGAGGACAGUAGAAAGUUCUAUCCGAGAUUUGGAAUGGAGAACACAUCAAAUUUCAAGGAGCUUGACGAGCACAGCAAGAACGUCUUGCAGAGAUUGUACUAUGACUACUUCUAUCACAGGCAAGAAGGCCUCUGGCGCGAAAACGCUUUAAAAACGCUUCCAGUUUUAAUGAGCUCUUCUGAAAUGCUAACUUGUGGAGAGGACCUUGGAAUGGUCCCAGCAUGCGUUGCUCCGGUUCUUAACGAGCUUGGCCUGCUUGGACUGAGGAUCCAACGGAUGCCCAGCACUCCAGGCCAGGAGUUUGGCAAUCCACUGGAAUACGAAUACAUGACGGUGUGUGCACCUUCGUGUCAUGACUGCUCGACUAUGCGUGCUUGGUGGGAGGAUGACGAAGGCAGACGAAUCCGAUUCUACAAAGACUAUCUGGGAAUGAGUGAGUCCCCUCCUGCUCAGUGCUUACCAGAUGUUGCGCGAGUUAUAAUCGAACAACACAUGAAAUCGCCGUCAAUGUGGGCCAUUUUCCCUCUCCAGGACCUUCUUGCUCUCAAGGAGGAGUAUACAGGCCGACCGGCCAACGAGGAAACUAUCAACGAUCCAACGAAUCCAAAGCAUUACUGGAGAUUCAGGACUCUCACUCAUGUGGAAACUCUGCUAGAAGAUAGGGAGCUCAUUUUUUCAAUAAAAAAUCUGGUGGAAAGCGGUGGGAGAGGUACUAAAUCUCUAGAGAAUGGCUUUGAAAGUAAGAUGAAGCUCUAAACGUAAUGAAUUGCAAAGCUUUUCUAUACUA